Hyla sarda is the source of this 2788-nucleotide messenger RNA. Its product is annotated as zinc finger protein 436-like. The transcript has 5 exons. Gene Ontology annotation, molecular function: RNA polymerase II cis-regulatory region sequence-specific DNA binding; DNA-binding transcription factor activity, RNA polymerase II-specific. The coding region runs from base 759 to 2570 and encodes 603 amino acids. Gene Ontology annotation, biological process: regulation of transcription by RNA polymerase II. The record is from RefSeq and is a predicted model, not a curated record. Lineage: Eukaryota; Metazoa; Chordata; Amphibia; Anura; Hylidae.
GUAAUAAUUCUCUUUAUUCUUUAGGUCCAAACAAUUACAAUGAUCAAUGAUUUAUAUAGGUUUUAUUUUAACACUUUUAAAAUAUAAAACAAUUCUAACUUUUUGUACAAUAAUGAGUCUGUAUCAGAUUGUCCUACCUUGUCCCCUAUAACUCUCUUAUUAUUCCGUAUACGGGGAUGUAUGAAAGUCAUUUUUUGCGCCGUGAUCUGUAAUUUUUAUCUGAAACACUUUAGUUUUGAUGAGACUUUUUGAUCACUUUUUAAGAAUUUUUUUUUGGACCAUGAAGUUGUAUUUUUUUACGUUUACGCCAUUGACCGUGCGGUUACACAUAUGUUUAGGUUUAUUUUUGUUUACAUUAUUUCAUUUAAAAGAAACAAAUUGGUAAAUGGGGAAGAUUCAAUCGUUUAUUAGGGGAGGGGCUUAUUCAUAUUAAGUUAAUGUUCUUUUUACCUUAUUCCCAGUUUUUUAGUCCCUGUAGUAGACUAUUACAUGGAAUCUAUAGAUUACAUACACUGAUCAAUGCUGUGAUGCUGAGGCUGCCUGCAGAAUUGGAGCGUCGUUCAGACAGCGUGGAGCGAGGUUAGGGACCUCCACCCGUUCUCUCAGCUGACCAGGACCCCGCUAUUUCACUGUGGGUGUCCUUAUCAGCUCCACCGGAAAUAGAUUUUUGGCAUUGGUGAUGUCCGGCAUUAGCAAUGAGUCCCAGAUGCUGAUAGCAGGUUCCUAUAAGGUGUCAGGACGUGGCGGUCUAUUUCUCCAUGGAGGAGUGGGAGUAUGUAGAAGGACACAAGGAUCAGUACAAGGAUCAGGUCAUGAUGGAGGAUCAGCAGCCCCUCACAUCACCAGUCAGAUCCAGUAAGAGAUCAGCACCAGAGAGGUGUCCCCGUCCUCUUCUUCCACAGGAUGAUCAGGGUGAAGAUCCGAACAAUAUUAAAGCUACAGAGACAGAUGUGAGCGGCGAUGAGCAGGAUAAGGAGAACUUUCCUACGGAGAAAGAUCUGAUCUAUAUUAAUGCUACAGACAUAAAGGAAGAAGAAGAGACAGAUGUGAGCAGUGAUGAGCAGUAUAAGGACAUUCCUACAGGGGAAGAUCUGAUCUAUAUUAAUGCUCCAGAGACAGAUAUGAGCGGUUAUGAGCAGUAUAGGGAGGACAUUCCUACAGGGAAAGAUCUGAUCUAUAUUAAUGCUACAGACAUAAAGGAAGAACAAGAGACAGACGUAAACAUUGAUGAGCAGUAUAAGGAGGACAUUCCUAUAGGGAAAGAUCUGAGCUAUAUUAAUGCAACGGACAUAAAGGAAAAACAAGAGACGGAUGUGAGCAGUAAUGAGCAGUAUAAGGAGGACAUUCCUACAGGGAAAGAUCUGAUCUAUAUUAAUGCUACAGAUAUAAAGAAAGAAGAAGAAGAGACAGAUGUGAGCGGUGAUGAGCAGUAUAAGGAGGACAUUCCUACAGAUAACUGCACUGAUUCUUGUAGCAGGAGAUCAGAGGAGAAUCUUAUAUCUUCAAAUUAUAAAGCAGAUGAUGAUAUCACACAAGAUACAUAUGAAGAACAUUCCAUUAUCCCAGAUACACCCUCAGCCCUUCACAGCCAAGAUCUGUCAUCUCAUCCUUAUAUACAGGUCCUGUCUUCUCAGUCAUCACAGGAUGUUCAGCAAAAUAAAGGUCACAGAAGGGGUUUUGGACAACAAGGAGCUCAUACAGGAAAGAAACCAUAUUCAUGCUCAGAAUGUGGGAAAUGUUUUACUUUUAAAUCAGGUCUUGUUACACAUCAGAGAUAUCACACAGGAGAGAAGCCAUUUUCAUGUUCAGAAUGUGGAAAACGUUUUCCUUAUAAAUCACAGCUUGAUAAUCAUCAGAAAAUUCACACAGGGGAGAAACCAUUUUCAUGUUUAGAAUGUGGGAAAUGUGUUACUUCUAAAUCAAAUCUUGUUGAACAUGAAAGAACUCACACAGGAGAGAAACCAUUUUCAUGUUCAGAAUGUGGAAAAGGUUUUACUUUGAAGUCAAAUCUUUCUAGACAUCAAAGAAUUCAUAGUGGAGAGAAGCCAUUUUCAUGUUCAGAAUGUGGAAAACGUUUUCCUUCUAAAUCAAAGCUUGAUAAUCAUCAGAAAAUUCACACAGGGGAGAAACCAUUUUCAUGUUUAGAAUGUGGGAAAUGUUUUACUUCUAAAUCAAAUCUUGUUGAACAUCAAAGAACUCACACAGGAGAGAAACCAUUUUCAUGUUCAGAAUGUGGGAAAUGUUUUACUCAGAAAUCAAGUUUUGUUGUACAUAAAAAAACUCACACAGAGGAGAAACCAUUUUGCUGUGCAGAGUGUGGGAAAUGUUUUAUAUUGAAAUCACAACUUGUUCAACAUCAAAGAACUCACACAGGAGAGAAGCCAUUUUCAUGUUCAAAAUGCGGGAAAUGUUUUACUCGGAAAUUAGGUCUUCUUCAACAUCAAAGAACUCACACAGGAGAGAAGCCAUUUUCAUGCUUAGAAUGUAGAAAAUGUUUUACUCGGCAUUCAUAUCUUGUUCAACAUCAAAGAACUCACACAGGGGAGAAGUCAACUCAGAGCAAUAAAUGAUGCAGAAAACACAUCUAUAUAUUAAAGGGGUACUCCUCCCCUGGAUAUCUUAUCCCCUAUCCAAGGAUGGAGAUAAGAUAUCUGAUUGGAGGGGUCCCGCUGCUGGGGACCCCCGCGAUCUCUCCUGCAGCCCCCCGAGUCAUCAGCUCUCCGGAGCUACGUUUGCUCCGUGGUUGAUGACUCACGAUACAGGGACCGGUGGUUCGUGACCUCAUGGC